Fusarium pseudograminearum CS3096 is the source of this 891-nucleotide messenger RNA. RefSeq lists its product as uncharacterized. The transcript has 3 exons. The record is from RefSeq and is a predicted model, not a curated record. Bases 1 to 891 code for a protein of 296 amino acids. NCBI's taxonomy places the organism in Eukaryota, Fungi, Ascomycota, Sordariomycetes, Hypocreales, Nectriaceae.
AUGUCAACUUACGAGACCGCCCAAAACCAGUUCAUCACUGUAGAUGGCAUCAAAUUCGCCUACAGGCGCUUCGGACAAAGCAAUGGCGUUCCCCUCACAUUACUUAUGCACUUCAGGGGAACAAUGGAUCACUGGGAUCCGGCUCUUAUAAACCCCAUCGCCGCUAAGCGACCUAUCAUCAUGAUCGACAAUGCCGGUGUAGGUCGUUCAGAAGGACAAGUUCCCAAGCAAUACUUCUUAUGGGCGCAGUACUACAUCAAUGUUCUUCGAGCCCUCGGCGUUGACAAGACCGAUGUCAUGGGUUUCUCAAUGGGAGGAUGUGUCGCGCAACUCGUCGCUCUCAACGGACAAGGUCUUGUGCGUCGUCUGAUUCUCUGCGGAACCAUGCCCAGCAGCGGCGAGGGUACGGUGUCAGCACCUGACCUAACACCUUUCAAUCUUUUGGCAAAAGCUCAGACCGAAGAGGAGCACAAGAAUGCCUUUAUGGUCAGUAUGUUUGGUACAUCGGCCAAGAGCAAAGCCGCAGGUGAAGCUGCGUGGAAGAGGAUCACAGGAGCGAGGAAGGACAGAACUGGCCAUGUUGAUCCGGAUAAUGCUCGACUACAGGGUAUUGCUUUUGCAAAGUUUAUGGAUCCGAAGCAGGCAAAGGAUGCGUCGUACAACAGACUUGAGGAGCUGAGUAUACCUGUCUUGAUUGCGAACGGGAGCGAUGACCUUUUGCUACCGACGGAAAACAGCAUUGUUAUCUGGAAGAAACUAAAGAAUGCCCAGGCCCAGUUGCAUCUAUAUCCUGAUUCUGGGCAUGGGUUUCUUUAUCAGUACGCAGAUGAGUUUUCUAAACUGAUCAAUGUGUUCUUGGGUGAUGAACCCAAGGUUUCUAGUCGUCUAUGA